CGGGCGGCCGGGCGGGGCUCGCGGGGCCGCGUUCGCUCCAGUCUCCGCCGCUGCGGCUCCCGUGAGGUUGUCCCGCCAUGGAGCAGCCGCGGAAGGCGGUGGUGGUGACCGGGUUUGGCCCUUUUGGGGAGCACACUGUGAACGCCAGCUGGAUUGCUGUCCAGGAACUGGAGAAGCUGGGCCUCGGGGACAGCGUGGACCUGCAUGUGUAUGAGAUCCCUGUGGAAUACCAGACUGUACAAAGACUCAUCCCUGCACUGUGGGAGAAACACAGUCCCCAGCUUGUGGUGCACGUCGGGGUGUCGGGCAUGGCUACCGCGGUGACACUGGAGAAGUGUGGCCACAACAAGGGCUACAGGGGCCUGGAUAAUUGCCGCUUCUGCCCUGGCUCCCAGUGCUGUGUGGAGGACGGUCCUGAGAGCAUCGAUUCCAUCAUCGACAUGGACGCCGUGUGCAAAAGGGUGACCACGCUGGGGCUUGAUGUGUCUGUCACCAUCUCCCAGGAUGCUGGAAGGUACCUGUGUGACUUCACCUAUUAUACCUCACUCUACCAGGGCCGCGGCCGGUCAGCCUUCGUCCAUGUGCCCCCGCUGGGCAAGCCCUACAAUGCCGACCAGCUAGGCCGGGCACUGCGGGCCAUCAUCGAGGAGAUGCUGGGUGUCCUGGAGCAGGCGGAGGGGGACAUCGGUUGUUGCCACCAGCACUGACGGCCACGCACCCCCAAAUGCCGUGAGAGGAGACACAGCUGGGCCCAUGGGAGGCCCUGGUCGUGUCUGCCCCUCUUGGUGGAUGGAGAGACCUCUUUCUGGCAUUGUCCUGUGCCCGGGACACGGCUGUGCUCAGAGGCCGAGGCCAGGGUGAGAUGGCCACAGGCUGGUGGCCUGCACACCUGCCAUGCCACUGCCUUGACCCGAAACACUCCGCUCGCAGCGCCAGGGCCACGGGCCGAGAGUCAGAGCCCUGUGUCCGCCUGGGUCUCACGACAGCAUCCCAAACCCUCGAUGGUUCCCGGCAAAGCCACCUGGAACUUGGCUGCCUUUUCUGUCCUGUCACCCCUACCCCACACCCCACCCUCUCUUCCUGCUCUCUUCUCCCCCACUUCUCCAGUGCUAGAUUAGGGAGCAGAGUAAUUUAUAUCCCGUUGUUAAUAAAUAGACCAACACGUGUCUUUUCUUCCC
Messenger RNA from Mesocricetus auratus (golden hamster), 1178 nucleotides. It is a transcript of the gene Pgpep1, whose product is annotated as pyroglutamyl-peptidase I. Gene Ontology annotation, biological process: proteolysis. The transcript has 5 exons. The record is from RefSeq and is a predicted model, not a curated record. Lineage: Eukaryota; Metazoa; Chordata; Mammalia; Rodentia; Cricetidae. Bases 78 to 707 code for a protein of 209 amino acids. Gene Ontology annotation, molecular function: pyroglutamyl-peptidase activity. Gene Ontology annotation, cellular component: cytosol.